AUGGCCAUGGAUGUGCUCGUCUCGGUGGCAUUGGACGAGGUGUGUGCCAUCCUCUCCGCCGGCCUCCCAGUAACCGGCCUAUGGACUGCGCUCUCCGGGGAGUUUGAGGCGGCCGGCCUCCCUCUUGACCUGGCCGUCAAGAGCGCCCUCUUUGCUCGUCUCAUUGCGCUCCCUCACAUCAGCCUCAUGGAGCGUAAACCUGGUGAAAAAACAGGUAAACAGGGUAAACCGGAUGACACGCUCGUCCACUCGGCAGCUAAGACUCUGGAGGCGGCCGAACGGCACGGCGCUCUGCUGUUUGCGAGCCCGGCUCUCAGCGAUAACUUCCUGGGGAUUUAUGACCACAGGUACUCCGCUUCGAAGCUAAGUGCCAAGCAGAAGGAGACACUAGAACGUGUCGGGGCAAGCAGGACUUCUGGUGUCACACAAAAGUCUUUGUGGGAAAGUAUUGGCAUGGAAACAAAGGAAAGUAUUGGCAUGGAACCAAACCAAAGCAUUGACAUGAAACCAAGCAAAAGUAUUCGCAUGAAAGCAAACAACUUCCAUUAUGUUGUGAAGACCCUUCAGUCCCAGGGAUUAAUUGUUGGAAAACAAGCAAUUGUAAAGUCUAAUGAUGUUGGGGGUGAGACGGAAUAUGAUUCACGGGAUAGUCUUAUCGUCAGCACCAACUUGCUUUAUCUCUCAAGAUAUGCCAAAGAAUUGAAUAUGAACUCAUAUCAAAGAAUUGAGAUUGCAAAGCCGAAACUUGGGAGAGAUGAAGAAAUCAACAUAGAUGCUUUACAAGAAGAUGAUAAUCUUAUUGUAGAUUACAAGAGCUAUGUUUCUAUUCAUGAUUAUCUUCCAGCAAUGAAAGCCAUAUGUGACAAACUUGAAGAAGCUAGUGGAAAGGUACUGCAUAGGCUUUUAGAUGCACAGCUUGUUGAGGAAAUUGGUGCCAAAGUUGACGAUGAGGUCAUUCGCUGCUUGCGUCUUCUGAAGAAAUUUAAUCCAAAUGAGUUUAAGCGAGAAAGUACAACCUCAAACUUUAAACUUGGCAAUAAAUGCCUGGUCACCGAUCAACUUAUGGAGCUUCCAUUAGAGAACUCUAUAUACGAUAUGAUCCACGCCCAGGGGCCAAAAGGUGCAACUCUUGUUGAGAUUUGCAGAUGUCUGGGGGGCAAGUACAAUCCGAAAGUGCUCAUUAGGCGAGUGUCUUCUAUGCUUGAAAAAUUCAAUUUGACUUCGCAGGCUGAAGUUGUAGGUAAAACAAAACAGUACAGAUAUUGGACUUUGGAAAAUUUCUCACUGUACAAAGCUAAUACUGCUCUGCAAAAUUGCGAUGCGCUACGUGAUCAUGACUAUUGUCCCAAUUUACGGUCUUCUGUUCCAUCUAAAGAAUCAGAUUCUCUUAGCCCACAGGGUGAUUCGUGUGUUAAUAACAAAGUCUUGUUUCAAGAAGAUUGUCGUGAUACAACAGUCGUGCAUCAUCUCCUAAGUAACCAUGAAGCUUCUGUUGGAGUUUCUCAACCAGUUGGACAAGGUAAAGUUGCCUUACAGAGGAAUAGACAUCACUGUUCCACUUCAACUUCUGAUGACAGACAGAAAAGGAUUCUUCACAUAUUAAAGAAAAAGAAUUUUGUACUGAUGGUGGAAUUACGUAAAUGGUUACAAAAACUUGAAAAGGAAAAUGGAAAAAUAAUGGACAGGAAGACAUUGAUUCGUACUUUGAAUAAUCUUCAACAAGAGGGUAGAUGUAAUUGUACCAAAAUUAAUGUCCCUGUUGUUACAAACUACACAGGAAGUCGUUCCGUUGAUGUAAUACUGAAUCCUUCUGUCAAGGUCAUGUCACCGGAACUCAUGGAUCAAAUUAGGAACAGACUAAGGAAUUUUGAUUCUCAAAGUCGUUCAGGUGCAGCAGCUAAAUUGAAGCAAAAUCAGCGUAUGACUGCCAUACAUGGACUGAGGGUUCAACGCAGAGCCAAAGUUAAAAAAACACCAGUAUCAGAAGCUAUUCAUGCCAAUGGAUUCAUAGGUGCAAAGAUGAUUCAGGCAAAGCUGUUACAUAAAUUUCUGUGGGAAUAUGUUAGCGGCUUGCCAAAUUGGUGCAACCUAUUUGAUUGUGCGAAAGAAGGGCAGCAUGACAAGAAGCUUGAUCAAUCAUGUCAGUUGUUUUCAAUCACAGCAGCUAUAAAAAAAAUGCCUCUUGAACUCUUUCUUCAAGUUGUGGGAUCACCAAAGGUUGACAUCACUAUAACUAAGUGUUCUAGGAGAACGCUUUCAGAUAUUCCUAUCAGCGUAUACAAUCAACUCAUGGAUGCUCAUGCUAAGGGCCGUCUUUCACGCUUAAUAAAUAUUUUAGAUAAGCUCAAGGUGCUUUGUGCUUCCUCCAAGAAUAGACAUCUUCAUGAGCAGGCAAGCAUUUCUGAUACACAAAAUCAGCAAAAAUUUAAUAGAUCAACCUCUCGGAAAAGGAAAAUGUCUGCUGAUGAAAUUGCCAUGAAGUUUAUUAAGCAAAAAGUUGAAGCUAGUGGAUCAUCCUCACAGAGAUCAGCCAAGUCUAUUCUGGAUAAAGAAGUAACAGAGAGAAUCUCUCCAUCAUCCAGUGGCCGACCAGGACAAUGUUAUCGAAAUGGCAGCACUCCCACAUAUGACAUUGGUACUCCCUUGCAUACAAAUAAGGAUAUGGAGAGCAGCCCACUUAUCAGUCAAUCUACCCUGUUAAGUAAAAGAUGCAUGGGAAAGAAAAGAUUCUUUUGGACAUCUGAAUCUGACAGAAAAAAUCUCAUGAUAUACACUAGAUACCGCACAAUACGUGGAGCAAAAAUAUCCCGUGUAGAUUGGAGCUCUAUCUCUGAUCUUCCAGCUCCACCAGCUGCAUGCUGUAAAAGGAUGUCAACCUUAAGAGCUAAUACAAACAUAAGAAUAGCUGUGAACCGAAUCUGCAACAUUCUUGCAAUACGGUAUGAUAGGUACCUUGAAACAGAAAGGAGAUCAAAAGCAGAAGAAUUACUUUCCCAAAUAGCAAUUUGCAGCUGCAAGAACUUUGAGCAAUUCAACUGGGAUAAUUUUGAUGAUCUGGAAAUAAGAAGUGCACUAGAUGAAAUCCUUGAAUUCAUUCGAGUAGGAAAAAUUAGCCAGACCAAGCAGAUCAGUCCAGAGAAUGAAAGGAGGAAUGAUUCUAAUGAUGUCACUGAGGAAAUUCCAACUGAGCAGGUUGUGCAAUGUGCAGCCAGCACAAGCACCGUAGUUCCAGAGCCUGGAUUCCGUGAACAUCUCGAAUUGUGUAGACUUACCAAUUCAGUCCAUGCAAGUAAGAACAUGGCAAUUCCCUGCAUAGAUCAUGAAAACAUCGUUGAACGCAACAAAGCUGACAUUACUAAAAGAGGUGUAUGCAAAUUCUUGGCAAUUGCCAAUGCAUUAGAGCUCCUGAAGGUUACUGGAAAUGGAACGAAACCUGUAACCCUUUCUGGAAUAUUCUUCUUUAAUGCCUCUUAUUCACCCUUCCCAUUUGGUUCAGGAAAAAAGGCUUCUGAAUCUUCGAAAUGGCUUGCAGGGCAGCAAAAGAAUAUUGUGGACAGUACAGUUUGUUUGCAUCCAGAUCUACAUUGCGGGGAACUUGUUCACCUCUUUUCUCUAGUAUUGUCAGGAGAGCUGCUUAUUUCACCUUCCUUGCCAAGUGGAGGAGUUGGUGAGGCUGAUGAACCUAACAGCUUCAGUCCUUUAAUUGAGGAUACCAGUGAAUUGGAUUGCCGUACUCAUAAACGCAAGGCUACAGAGUUGAAAAGCAGUAGCAGUAAGAAACAGAAACCUUUGCCCAAGAUAGAUAGUGACUUUUGCUACCGUCGAGAGAAAGGCUUCCCUGGUAUCCUAGUGGCUUUGACUCAAGAGAGGAUCCAAACAAACAAUAUCAUGCAAAUGUUACAUCAUAAAGAUUGCCUUGUGUUUACUUUAGAUAGGGAAAUGGGCUGCAAGAAUGUUGACUCCCAGGUUGAAAGCCGUGACAUCUUGUCAGAUCUAAAUGAUCUGAGUUCAUGUCACUGUUUAUUGUCUGCAUCUCAUUUGGAGAAUUCUCAUAGUGGAUGGCCUUGGGAUGCUAUGAAAGUAUAUGCCAUGCAGUUACCAUCAUUAUCUUGUAAUAAAGACGAACCAUUCUUUCUUUCUUCUGACCUGUUCAGAAAUGCAUUUUGUAUCAUUCAUCAAACUGGUGAACAAGGAAUUAAUUUGAGGGAAAUUUCACAGGCACUGCAUCCGCUAGGAAUGCAAUCCAUCAGUUUGGUCGUUGAUAUGCUUGAGAGAUUUCAGCUGGUCAUGAAGGUCAAUGCAUAUGAUGGCGUGCAGAUUGUUGAUUCAAUACAUAAACCAAAAUAUCAUAUAAGGACACCUGUCAAAUACAGUCAUUGCAACUGUUUGCGAGCUCCGGCUUCUGAAGUAGCAUCGAUUGAAGACACCAGAAAUAUACUGGAAGAGAAGCAUGCAACGCCUAUUAAUUUGCAUGGAACCGUAAGGAAGGAGGACGUUAUCCAUCGUAUGGAUGUACUGAAUCCUCAGACAUGCAGGACCUUGCUGGGAAAGCUGACAGUUGAUAAACACCUCUAUGUCCGGGUGUCCGAUGAACCAGUGCCAGCUGCUCCCAGCAUGCUGCAGAGUCUUCUGCGGCAAGGUCACUACAAAAAACCCUCCAAGUCUGGAAGGUGGUACUUCGCUAAUCCGAUGAGUACCUCCAUGCUGUAG
This is a messenger RNA of Miscanthus lutarioriparius, 4710 nucleotides long. NCBI's taxonomy places the organism in Eukaryota, Viridiplantae, Streptophyta, Magnoliopsida, Poales, Poaceae. The record is from the annotation of a GenBank genome assembly.